Messenger RNA from Papilio machaon (common yellow swallowtail), 513 nucleotides. RefSeq lists its product as uncharacterized. Lineage: Eukaryota; Metazoa; Arthropoda; Insecta; Lepidoptera; Papilionidae. Bases 49 to 513 code for a protein of 154 amino acids. The record is from RefSeq and is a predicted model, not a curated record. The transcript is spliced from 2 exons.
UAUAUUUAGGUUAUUGGUUAGGUUGCUUUUAUUAAUUUGUUGUGAAAAAUGUCGACCAAUGAAGAGAAGGUGAGAAUUUCGAAGCUUCUGCAAGAUCUGGAGGUACCUGAAGACAGGCUGCCGGAGCGGUGUCGGCCGCUGGUGAAGGAUUUCCAGGAGAAAUUUGCUGAGGAAGUAAUAGAAGAACAAAGUAGUGCCGAGAAUGAAGAGUAUGUGAACCCUUACAUACCAGAUAGAGGUCUAUUGGAUGAAAACGAACGAAAGCUCCGCGAGUUACUCGGUGAGGAGAAAAGAACUGUAAAAGUACCAAGCGAAGAUGCCUUGAAUACUGUCGAUCCAAAAAGACCUUGGCGCACAAACUCUUGCAAGGAGAAGCUACUGAGAAUAGAAUCGGAUUUGAAAAAACUGAAAUCAGCAGAUAAGAUUGCAACAAUAUGUUCAGUAGAUGAUGAUUCUAAAGUUAAUCUUUCGCAGGGUGACGUUAAAGCUUUAGAUCCUACUGGAGUUCAGUAA